AUGUGUUUCGAGUGGAUCUUACGAUUAGUAAGUACCAUGCCUAUCAUUUAUUUUUCUUUUUUUUUUUUCUUUGUUUCUUUUUGUCCGUAUCAUAAGAGAUUUGCAGAUGAAUUGGUGUCCAAUCGAACGUAGGUAACUGAAUUAAUAAAUAUAGGAGUUUGCAAUGUUGAAGGUAAUAAUAUUCAUUGAAACUUCUAUGAGAAUGCAACGGGCGAGAUUCUAUUUCGGCUUGAAAGUCAGCCGAAGUUUCUGCAAUUUCCACCAUUUGCAUUUUUAAUAUGUUUGUAAAUGCAAAUUUCAACGAAAAAUUAAACUGAAGCGAGGGAAUAUUUUCCAUUUGUUUGCUUCAUUCUUUUACUUCAUGGCUGUUAGAUGAUUUAAAAAGAAAAAAGCAAAUAUCAGAGAACAAUGUAAUAACGAUGAAAAAGAAACAAAGCAAAAGAGUAAUGUUUAUUAAUCAAUAUAUAAUUGUGUCUUUGAUGUAUAUUAACUUUAGCUGUUCCUAAAAAUAAAUUUUUUUCUAAAUUAACGAAAAGGAAUUAGUAAGAAAGAAAUGUCACAGAACAAUAUAUUGAAAGUUAUUAAUCGUUAUAUUUUUAUCGCUGUUAAUUAUUUGAAAGUAUUGUUGAUAAUAAUAAAAAUAACAGUAAUAAUAAAAACAAUGAAAACCGGAAUAUUACAGAUAUUAUAGAUCGUUUUAGAAAAGAUAUUAAAUAUUGUGAAGCUUCUGGCUGACCUAAAAGUGACCGACGCGACGUCUCGAUCGAUCGAACUCGAGAACGAUAGUCGGCGUGCUAGAGCUCGUAAAAGAACCACAAUUAUGGCAAUAACUCAGACUACGACCACCUUGAUAGGACUAUUGAAGACGGCUCGUCUUCUGCGACUCGUCAGAGUAGCCAGGAAGAUCGACAGGUACAGCGAGUAUGGAGCCGCGGUUUUACUCCUUUUGAUGGGCACCUUUGCUCUUAGUGCCCAUUGGAUGGCGUGCAUAUGGUACGCCAUAGGAAACGCGGAAAGACCAACGUUGAAGAGCAAAGUUGGCUGGCUCGAUAUCCUGGCCAACGACACGCAUCAAUUUUAUUUUCACAACAACACCGGAGGGCCAACUUUAAUGUACGCCAGCAUCUUUGGUAACGUUUCGGCGAUUAUUCAGAGGCUUUACAGCGGUACAGCAAGAUACCACACGCAGAUGCUUCGAGUUCGCGAGUUCAUCAAGUUCCAUCAGAUCCCUAAUCCGCUUCGUCAACGGUUGGAAGAGUACUUUCAACAUGCUUGGACGUACACGAACGGAAUCGAUAUGAACAGUGUUCUAAAAGGAUUCCCCGAGUGCCUUCAGGCGGACAUCUGUCUUCAUUUGAAUAGAAAUCUUUUAAACAACUGUAGAGCCUUCGAGGGUGCCAGUCCUGGUUGUUUAAGGGCGUUAUCAUUAAAAUUUAAAACGACACACGCACCGCCCGGUGACACGUUGGUCCAUCGAGGAGACGUGUUAACGUCCCUGUACUUCAUAUCGCGCGGCAGCAUAGAGAUAUUGAAGGGCGACGUCGUGAUGGCGAUCCUGGCCAAGGACGACAUAUUCGGGGAAAAUCCUUGCAUAUAUCCGACCGUUGGCAAAGCGUCAUGCAACGUACGCGCAUUGACGUACUGUGAUCUUCACAAGAUACACAGGGACGAUUUACUCGACGUUCUGGCUCUUUAUCCGGAGUUUUCCAAUCACUUUAGCCAGAAUCUCGAGAUCACGUUUAAUCUGAGAGACGAAGAACAGGCUGGUGUCGAUCCAAUAUCAGCAAGGUUUCCUGUCAGUACUCCAACGGACGUCGAUGUCGACGCUAGGAGAUUCGCUUUCCGUCCACCAAGAUACCGUCGAGGACCCGGUGGUCCUGGCACCAAUCUUAUAGCCACUGGUCGACAAGACUCCUUACAGGGUGAUCAGGAAGACUACGACAAAGGAAGUGGUCAUGGUAUUCUGGAGUUCAGUACCGACAAAGCCGGCCAAGACGUAACACCAUUGAACCUAGAGUUCGACGAGCCAAAGCAAAGAAGCUCCACGCUGAAUUCCAUAACC
This is a messenger RNA of Heterotrigona itama, 2062 nucleotides long. The record is from the annotation of a GenBank genome assembly. Lineage: Eukaryota; Metazoa; Arthropoda; Insecta; Hymenoptera; Apidae.